AUGGCAGCCAUAGAUUCCUUCGCCCUGGGUAGUCAGCCUUGGGCUGCCCAGCCAUAUACCAACUGUGACACGCGGAUAGUCGACCUGAGAGAACUUGACAUCCCAGAAACGGCGUCUGACGAGGAAUAUCGCCGUUUAUACGCACAGUACACCCAAGGAUCCAAGAUAAGCAAAAACGCCGAGCUCCUCCGUGAUGCUAUCGAGUCCAUCAAAUAUGGCAUCUCUCCGCCUGUGGCAUUUCCCACCGAGACUGUAUAUGGUCUUGGUGCAGAUGCGACGAACGGGCCUUCCAUAUCUGGGAUCUUUGCAGCCAAAGGCCGACCGAGCGACAAUCCCCUCAUCGUUCACGUGUCAUCCAUAUCCCAACUAGAGAGCCUUGCAGGUUCAGCCUUGCCCGAGUUCUACCAAAGUCUGGCUGCAAAGUUCUGGCCUGGCCCGUUGACGAUUCUGCUGCCCGUGGGGAAGAACUCUAGAUUCGCCAAAAAUGUGCAUCCGGGACAACAGACGAUCGGGUUUCGCAUUCCUUCGUCAAAGUAUGCCCGUUUUUUCAUCGCCGCCACAAACAAGCCGAUUGCCGGACCAUCAGCGAAUUCUUCCGGGAAACCUUCGCCCACAACCGCACGCCACGUCCUCGAUGAUCUUGACGGGAAAAUCAACUUCAUCCUUGAUGGUGGGCCCUGCGAAGUGGGCGUCGAAAGCACCGUGGUUGACGGGCUGCACGAUCCCCCACUCAUCCUUCGCCCUGGAGGUGUGUCGCAGGCCGAAUUGAUCGCUCAUGGUCGAGAAUUCGGUAAUAAGUUUGCAGGCACGGCGAUCGGAUAUAAACGACACGAUACAGCGACUUCAUUGUCUACUUCAUCUUCGUCAUCACCAUCGCCGCUGCCAAAUGGGUCAUCGGAAUCUCUCACGAACAACGACAGCAUGUACGUGGAAGACAUCACCGGCGCGCCACGCGCUCCCGGCAUGAAGUACAGGCACUACGCGCCAAAGGGCCACAUGAUUAUCUUUUCACCCACUGCCGUCAAGAACGAUCGUGUCAAGGAAAAACUCAACGAACUCUCUAGCUCUCUCGGCUCAAGGGUGACAAAAAAGGCGGCCAUCAAGAUCGGCACAGUCUCAUGUCACUGGCCGUCAUUUGCAGGCAUCCCACAUCAACAGUCCUCGGAGGCUGUGCCUUCAGCAAUAGCACGAUCGGCAUACGCAGCCAUCACAUCUACCUCAACAGCCAGGAUGGAGUCUGCGUGCGAAGACACAGCAAAAGUCAUCUUAUACGACGUCCACCUUGGACAGGACAUCUCGACGCUCGCACAAUCGCUCUUUGGCGUCCUACGGCUCUUCGACGAUCUCCACUGCGACUAUAUCUUCGCGGAGACCGUUCGGCGAACCACCGUCGCUGAAGGCGACAACACAGCGGCAGGUACACAAUGUCAGAUGAAGCGGGAUCUCGAGGACGCAGUCAUUGAUCGCAUUGAGAAGGCUGCUGGGGAGAGGGUUGAGGAUUGA
Exophiala aquamarina CBS 119918 is the source of this 1503-nucleotide messenger RNA. RefSeq lists its product as uncharacterized. Gene Ontology annotation, molecular function: nucleotidyltransferase activity; tRNA binding; double-stranded RNA binding. Lineage: Eukaryota; Fungi; Ascomycota; Eurotiomycetes; Chaetothyriales; Herpotrichiellaceae. Gene Ontology annotation, biological process: regulation of translational fidelity. Gene Ontology annotation, cellular component: cytoplasm. The transcript has a single exon. The record is from RefSeq and is a predicted model, not a curated record. The coding region runs from base 1 to 1503 and encodes 500 amino acids.